Messenger RNA from Didymodactylos carnosus, 897 nucleotides. The record is from the annotation of a GenBank genome assembly. Lineage: Eukaryota; Metazoa; Rotifera; Eurotatoria; Philodinida; Philodinidae.
AUGUCCGCUGUGAAAUCCGAUAAAAGUGGUCUGAUGGGCAAUGAUUCUGGUGUAAAUAAAAUGUAUGGUUCACCGUAUUUGGGUCCAAAUUUAUGGGAAAAAGAUCAAUUGUAUUCAGCAGAUAAACUCUUUUCUGACACACCUAAACAAUCAUCUGUCUCAUCUCAAAAUUCACAAAAUAAUCAACAACAAAGCCAAAAUUCAAAUUCAAACAUAAAUUUCAAAGUUGAAUCAUUAGAUAUUGAUGAAUUUUUACAUGAGAACAAUUUAAAUAUUAAUGAUAUUGAACCAUUUAAUAAUUUUGAGAAUUUAAAUGACACAACAACGACAUCAGCAAAUCAAGGAGGAUGUUUAAUGAAUCAACAACAAUUUUCUCAACAACAGCAACAACAACAAUCCUCAUCAUCUUCAUCAAAUAAUAUUCAUCGUCAAACGAUAACACCUGAUGGUUCAUCAUGUUCUCCUAUAACACAAAUAAAUUCACCUAUGCAAGCUGCACCAGCCAGAUCGCCAAUGCAAAAUAGUAUCGACUCAUCAUUAGCUUCAAGCCAUGAGUCAUACGAUCAAAAAUCACGAAAAUAUUCCGAAGAAGAUUUACUUAAUAAAUCGACGCAAUCUGGUGGUAAAAAGUCCAGAAAGGUAACACAAGAUGCAAAAUUUGUACCAGACGAAUUAAAAGAUGAAAAAUAUUGGGCACGUCGACGAAAAAAUAAUUUAGCUGCAAAACGUUCACGUGAUGCUCGACGUAUGAAAGAAAAUCAAAUUGCAUUACGUGCUUCCUAUUUGGAACGUGAAGCCGAUGCAUUACGAAAACAAUUAGAAGAAUUUAAACGUGAAAAUAAAACAUUACGAAUGAAAUUAGCUCAAUAUGAAGGAACGACAAAUGGUCCAAAAUAA